AUGCCGCUAGUGCCGCAGGACGUAAGAGGAGUGAGUACCCGUUCAAUGUCAGAAGCGCAGCGUGUGAGGGAAGAGGGUGCUGCAGCUCGAACCAGCGAUGCAGAAGCCAAGCCUGUGCAGGUGGAUCUUCUGCUACAGCUGCAGCAAAUGAUGGCAGAGCAAGCGCGCCGCCAAGAAGAGCAAGCGCGCCGCCAAGAAGAGCAAGCGCGCCGCCAAGAAGAGCAAGCGCGCUGUCAGGCAGAACAGCUGCGGGAGCUUAAAGAAGAGCAAGCGCGCCGCCAAGAAGAGCAAGCGCGCCGCCAAGAAGAGCAAGCACGCUGUCAGGCAGAACAGCUUCGGGAGCUGAAAGAAGAUCAAGCUCGUCGCCAAGAGGAUCAAGCUCGCCGCCAAGAGGAGCAAGCGCGUCGCUUGGAAGAGAUGCAUAAGGAUUUCACGAAGGGACUGCAAAAGGCUGUCGAACGGGUACAAGAAGUGGAGGAAGGGUUAGGCAAGUUGGAACAUCGCGUCAAGGCGAUAGAGGAGAGAGUGGAAGAAGAGAUCUCCAAAAUCAAGCAGGAAGUGACAAGCCUAAGCCCUUUGAAGAGCCGAAGCCGUCUUGCAGCCGUUUUUGAAGCCCCGAAUGCGGCUUCAAGUGCAACGAAAGGGCUUAAGAUUCCCCAUUACGACGGAACAACAUCCUGGACCGCGUUCAAGCUACAGUUUGAGACACUUAUGGAGGCUUAUGGUUGGACUCAGAAGGAAGCACAGUCAGCCCUUAUCCUGGCCCUCCGUGAUCAAGCGCUCUCAGUGCUGGAAGCUAUCGGCGCAAGUGGGGAUCUCAGCUUUAGUGCCCUCCUCGACGCACUUGAGGCACGUUUUGGAGACAGCCACCUCGAGCACGUGUACAGAGCGCAAUUAAAAGAGCGUACUCAGCGUGCUAAUGAGGGCCUACAGCAAUGGUCCGUGGAAAUCGAGAAACUUGUGCGUCGAGCUUUCCGGUCGACUCCGUCAAUGAUUGAAGGCACGCUUCUCCAAGCGUUCAUUGACGGUAUUCGGGACCCCGAAGUACGAGCCGCUGUUCAUCUGGGCCAUCACAAAAACAUGAAAGAAGCUCUGGCCCAUGCAUUGGAAGUGGAAGCCGUGCGUGGUAACUCCCGUACCUUACGUCUGCGGGAAAUGACGACAACGGAGCAGGUACCUCCACGCCGUCGGAACUUCAUGUGCUAUGGAUGUGGAGAGCGUGGGCACAUACGGAGCGACUGCCCGAAGAAGAGGAACCGCCAGGACGCGGCGGUCUCAACUUCUGACCAGCAGGGAAACUUAAAUCCAGCCAGGGCUGCGGGGUGGGCGCUGGCUGGUAGUGGAACAACCCCAACAAUCUACAUCAAGCAAACCAACGAUGGAAAUACUCUGGUGAUAGACGGUCAAAUUUGCGGCAAAUCGUUCAACUCUCGCGACAACCGAAACACGCACCGCUUCGUGCACAGCGACAAGAAACCUUACGAGUGCGUCGCCUGCGGGGCUGGGUACAUGAGGAAACAACUGCUCUACGCCCAUAUGAAUACCAGCGGUCACCUGGCGGAGUCCAUCGUUGUCAAUCAACCUAGAGUCAUCAAAGUUACCGAAAAUGGAACUAGUUCGCAUGCUACGGAUAUAACUGACCUAGACACAAAAACCAGUAAAUUUGAUGCGAUAUUCGAGGCACACACUGAAUUGGAGGCUAGCAUCAAGUCCGUGAAAUCAGAAGCGGACGUGAAUUUAGAAGAUGCCAAAUUCUAUAUUACUGAAGAUAAGAAAUUAAUAUUGCAGGAUAGUGAUAAAACGACAUUGAAUUUAAUACAGGAAGGAGACGAGUCUACGCUUUUAACUAUACACAACAUAGGAGAGAGGGCCGACGCGACAAUUUUAGAAGCUGUCAAUGCUGACCAAUUGUCUGAACAGACUGAAAUCGUAGCUAAUGAUGAGAAUGGAGGCAUGGUGCGACUGAUCCAAAUCAAAUUACCUGACGGUAACAACGGAUGGGUGGCAUCAAUCGCUGAAACAUUUCUGCCGGGCUAA
Messenger RNA from Spodoptera exigua (beet armyworm), 2037 nucleotides. The record is from the annotation of a GenBank genome assembly. NCBI's taxonomy places the organism in Eukaryota, Metazoa, Arthropoda, Insecta, Lepidoptera, Noctuidae.